CCUUAUCCCUUCAUUUACGCUCCAGUUCUAUAACUCCCCAUGGAUUUAGGUUUCCGUCUCCUACAUUUCUUCCGGCCAGUACCAAAUUCUUCCGCCCAUCCAAGUAGCGCAACAACAUGUUCUCUUCAUUGCUGGCCUCUGUAUCUAGCAUUGUCCCAGAUUUCUCCACACCGGCUGCCAUCCAUUCUCUGCUCCAAUUCGACGGCAAAUGGGACAUUCAUGGCGUAUUCUCCUACACAUACGCAUAUGAGAUUCAGAUUCCGCAUCACGCAUCAUUCACUGACUUGAUACAGGUGAUUCGUAAUACUGUCCCAUCAUCCUAUGAAAAGUCUGUUUUUAAGAUUUCGCACGUCUCUGAUUCAUGUUCAAGUCAUGUUGUGAUCGACGAUGAUACGAGCCUUUACGCAUACAUUCGGUUGAAGAGCAUUCACUGUGGGGUACGCGAUUUUCCCUUGUGUGUUGAAUUAACUAAUUUUUCAGCAUCUAUCGUUUCUGGAGGAGGUUUAGUCCUUUCGGAGUUACAUCAGCCUCUCCUUUGUCUUCAUUCCAUCUCAAAUUCAAGCGACUGCGGAGUUACAGAAUCAGACGCCUCUCUCUCUGAUUUAGAAGAAAACCGAAGAAUGUGCACUUUGGAUGAAGACGAUAUACCAAUCCAGCGAUUUUCCCCUGGCUUGGUAUUCGAAACAUUUCGGGGAGAUGAAAUACCUGAGAAUAAUGUCCAAACCAGCGAGCUUGACUGCAAUAACUAUCUUCAAUCCAACCCGUCUUCUUAUAGAAUGUCUCAGCAGGAGAUUGCAACAAUGAAGGAAAUGCACGUUACAUCUCGGUUCGAUCCAACUAGAAUUGUUGUUGAUGCCAUUUAUGCCAGCAAAAAGGACCUUGACAUCCAUUUGAAGAUGUUAGCAAUCUCUAACCAGUUCCAGUACCGGAUUCGUACCUCUAAAAAAUCGUGUCUUCAUGUUGUCUGUGUGGAUUUUCCUCGUUGCACAUGGGCUGUUCGGGCAGUGCGUUUACCAAGCGUUGAGAUGUUCCAGAUCCGUAGGUACAACCGUGAACAUCAAUGCCCUAUUGAUGCUCGAAAAGGCACAACACGUCAAGCUACGUAUCACAUUGUUGCUGAGCUUGUAAAACACAAAUUUUGUGAUGCAACAACAAAGCCGUACCCCCCCAAUUCUAUUCUCAGCGACAUGCGUAGGGAACACGGAAUUGCAAUGAGUUAUAAGAAGGCGUGGUUUGCAAAGGAGAAGGCCCUGGAAAUUUGUUUUGGGACAGUACAAGAUUCUUAUGCUUCUUUGCCAUCCAUGUGUUUUAUGCUGAAAAAAGCUAAUCCUGGUUCUAUGAUCAAACUCACUACUACGCAUGACCACUUGUUCAAGGCAGCUUCCGAAGUAGAGUGCGACCGAUAUUUGAAAUAUUUGGACAAAGAUGACCCCAGGAUCAUUGGUUACCUUAAAUCUAUCGGGAAAGAGAAGUGGGCCAGAUCAUGCUCGAAUCAACGUUAUUCUAUAAUGACCUCUAACCUUGCAGAGUCCAUGAACAAUGUUGAUGCUGUCCCCCGUGAAUACCCAAUUUCACAACUUGUUGAUUUUCUAAUUGGAAGGACUCAAAGGUGGUUUCACGAGCGUAGGGAUUUAGCAAACUCAACGUCAUCUACUUUAACAAAGUUCUACGAGUCGGAGCUAAAUGAACUACAUUCCGCCUCAGCUGUUAUGGAAGUUAGGCCAGCUUGUUCAUUCGAGUUCCUUGUCAUUGACAAGAAUGGUCGUUCAUUUGUAGUGAACUUUCAAAACAGGACGUGCACUUGCUGUGAAUUCCAGCUGGACCAUUUUGUGUGUGUUCAUGCGGUCGCUGCAACGCGUUGUCGGAGCGGUUUGUCUUGCUAUGAUUACGUCUCAUCCUUUUACACCACUACUGCAUGGAGAGCUACAUAUUCAGGCAUCAUACACCCCAUCCCAUCUAAAGAAUCUUGGGUUCUGCCUGACGAGGUCACACAAGUUGUUUGCCUCCCACCAUCAUGCGAUAAACGUCCUCCUGGAAGGCCCAAGAAGCGAAAGAUCCCGUCCAAAGGUGAGCAUGCUAAGCAACAGUCUUGUUCACGAUGCAAAUCUCAGGGUCACAAUAGGAAGACGUGCACUAAUCCCAUUUCUUUGAGUCGAGCUUGACUCCAUAUCAAGACGUUAUCAAGACAAUUUUUUUGUUGAUUCAUGGGUUUGUUUAGUCUGGUUUUACCGUUACAUUGAACACAUACAUUUAAUAUCAUUAUUGUCAUUUAUAUACCUCUCUUUUAUCAUUUCAUCCUCUCAAUUACAAAAAAUUUGUUUACAUAAC
This is a messenger RNA of Cuscuta campestris, 2328 nucleotides long. NCBI's taxonomy places the organism in Eukaryota, Viridiplantae, Streptophyta, Magnoliopsida, Solanales, Convolvulaceae. The record is from the annotation of a GenBank genome assembly.